Molecule: messenger RNA, 675 nt
Organism: Paraphaeosphaeria sporulosa
Lineage: Eukaryota; Fungi; Ascomycota; Dothideomycetes; Pleosporales; Didymosphaeriaceae
Product: xylanase
Exons: 2
Biological process (GO): xylan catabolic process
Molecular function (GO): hydrolase activity, hydrolyzing O-glycosyl compounds
Source: RefSeq, a predicted model, not a curated record
AUGGUCGCUUUCUCGUCUAUCUUUCUCGCCCUUGGCACCGCUGCCUCGGUGCUCACCAGCCCGGUCAACGUGACCUCGCCUUUCAACUUGCUUGAACGCGCUGUCGCAACCUCUCCCGGAACCGGUACCCAUGAUGGGUACUUCUACUCUUUCUGGACUGACGGCAAGGGUUCCGUCAACUACAACAACGAGGCGGGCGGCAAGUACUCGGUCUCCUGGAACAACGUGAACAACUUUGUCGCCGGAAAGGGCUGGAAGCCCGGAGCAGCCCGCACCGUCACCUACUCCGGUACCUGGAACGCCGCGAAUGUGAACAGCUACAUCUCGCUUUACGGCUGGACCAGGAACCCGCUCGUCGAGUACUACAUCGUCGAGACGUACGGCAGCUACAACCCCGCCUCUGCAGCACAGAAGAAGGGCACCAUCACCACUGACGGCGGCACCUACGACAUCCUCCAGACCACGCGCUACAACCAGCCGUCGAUCGAGGGAACCAGCACGUUCCCCCAGUUCUGGAGUGUCCGCCAGCAGAAGCGCGUCGGUGGAUCCAUCAAUGUCGGCGCUCACUUCAAUGCUUGGACCCAGUACGGGCUCAAGUUGGGCAGCCACGACUACCAGAUUCUGGCGACUGAGGGAUACCAGAGCAGUGGCUCUGCUUCCAUCACUGUUUCCGGC